This is a messenger RNA of Fusarium venenatum, 465 nucleotides long. The record is from RefSeq and is a predicted model, not a curated record. Lineage: Eukaryota; Fungi; Ascomycota; Sordariomycetes; Hypocreales; Nectriaceae.
AUGGAACCGAUUCCCGAGACAAGACAACAAACACCUCAACGUAUCAUUUACUAUCUACUUGACGAACAACUAAACAUGGAACGAAGACCACCCAUAGGGCUACCAUCACGGACAGACCCAGCACGACGGACGAGACCACUACAACGAGCACUACCACCACCUCCGUCAGAGGCACAAGUACUACAGUUAAUCACGACGUGGCAUUACUCUUCCGAUCCGUAUCAGCGCCAGCGGUUGAACCAAUUACUUGUCCGAAUACUCCGAGACGAGCUGGACAGAUUGCAACGGAUACGAAUACAGUAUCAGGCCGUGCAGCAACAGUUAAGGGAGAAUGAACAAGAGCGUUCUGGUCUCGACAACAUUCUACUCAGCCAGGAGACCAAAUCGCAAAGAAGCGCUUCAGCAGACGACACAUCAGCCGGCCAUUCAUGCCACAUGCGAAAUGGAGUAUGGAAAUUGAGAUGA